This is a messenger RNA of Aegilops tauschii subsp. strangulata, 810 nucleotides long. RefSeq lists its product as uncharacterized. Lineage: Eukaryota; Viridiplantae; Streptophyta; Magnoliopsida; Poales; Poaceae. The record is from RefSeq and is a predicted model, not a curated record.
AUGGUAUCAGAUACUUCUCCUUCCGCUGCUAUGGACACCAACCCCGUCUCGUCUCCUCGUUCCUCCCACGACGGCGACGGCGUUCUGCGCGACGCCGCUGGUGAUGCCCCUGGCGACGGCGUUCUCCACGACGCCAUCCUCCCUGAUGCCGCGGCGGUUGCCGCCGCCACGGCCGCCGCCCCGGUGCUGCUUGCUCUUCGUGCCUUCCCCUCGUCUGUCCUCCAGACGAUUGACAUUUGCCAUCACGUGACCAUCGUCCUGGAUCUCCACGGCGGCAACUACACCCAGUGGCGUCGCUUCUUCAACACCGUCGUCGGCAUGCUCAGCGUGUGCGAGCACAUCCUCGCCGAGGCUGCUCCUCUCCGCCGGCACCAUGACCCGGAGUGGGACAUGGUCGAUCACUGCAUCGUGCACUGGUUGUACACCACCAUCUCACCGGAGCUCGUCGACGCCGUCAUGCAAUUGGAAGACACGGCGGCCACGCUCUGGGCUACGAUCGAGAGCAUCUUCCGCGACAACCAGCUCUCGCGCGCGGUCUACCUCGACGCCGAGUACCACACUGUUAUCCAAGGCGACCUCACCAUCAUGCAGUACUGCGCCCGCCUCAAGUCUUUCACCGACCAGCUCCGCGACCUCGGGCAGACCAUCACCGACACGCAGCAGCUCUUCAACAUGUUGCGCGGCCUCAACACGCGGUACCACCAUGCCAUCCCUCACCUCACCUCCCGUGUCCCGCUACCGACGUUUCUGCAGGCCCGCUCUUUCCUCCUCCUUGAGGAGCAUCGUGCGGAGCAGUCCACGCGCCAGUAG